This is a messenger RNA of Zingiber officinale, 1437 nucleotides long. RefSeq names its product carbon catabolite repressor protein 4 homolog 4-like. Gene Ontology annotation, molecular function: poly(A)-specific ribonuclease activity. The record is from RefSeq and is a predicted model, not a curated record. Bases 151 to 1266 code for a protein of 371 amino acids. Lineage: Eukaryota; Viridiplantae; Streptophyta; Magnoliopsida; Zingiberales; Zingiberaceae. The transcript is spliced from 10 exons.
AUCCCGGCUCCCAACUGGGCUUCCAGAUUGAAGCGGAAACGGCUUCCUUCUUCUCCUGCUCUUGCCGCCUGUCAAUCGAAACUCUUAUCGCCUGGCAACUCGGAAACCCUAAAAUAAGUAUCGCGGUGGAGACAGGUCAGAGAUUGCGUGAUGCAUAUACCUUCCUAUCUACUCCGCAAGCCGCCCUUCUUCGCGUCGACGCUGCCCUGGGUUUGUAGCAAUAGAGUAAGUACAAUGGCUAAGCCUGUGUGCUCAAAGUUUGUUCCUCUUGACAAUUAUGAAGGCGUAAUGAAUACUUCAGAUGGAUUCAAGUUCAGCUUCAUCUCCUAUAAUAUUUUGGCCCAGGUUUAUGUAAAGAGUUCUUAUUUUCCACAUUCUCCAUCUUCCUGUCUCAAGUGGAAAGCACGUUCAGAAUCUGUUCUAACUGACUUGAAGAACUUAAAUGCUGAUUUUUUCUGUAUACAGGAGUUGGAUGAGUAUAAUAGCUUCUACAAAAGCAAAAUGGAGAGCCUUGGGUAUUCAAGCCUUUAUAUUAAAAGAGUUGGGAAGAAACGCGAUGGAUGUGGGAUCUUUUACAAGCCAAGCAGUGCACAGUUGCUUGAAAUGGAGGAAAUUGAUUACAAUGAUCUUGCCAAUUGUGCGAAUACGGUUAGUGCAAUUAGGAACAAUAAAAUAUUGGAUCUUGAAGAAAAGGAUGCACAAAUACAAGAUUCUGAGAGGCAGCAAUCUAAUGAUCCGCUUGUGAGAUUAAAACGUGACUGUGUGGGAUUAUUAGCAGCUUUUAAGCUAAAUGAUCCUUCUGGCCACAUUAUUGUAGUGGCAGACACUCAUAUUUACUGGGAUCCAAACUGGAUCGAUGUAAAGCUUGCACAGGCUAAGUAUCUUCUAUCAAGACUAUCACAGUUUAAGGAGCUUGUUUCAACUAAGUUCACUUGUACCCCUUCAGUGCUUGUUGCUGGUGACUUCAAUUCUACUCCUGGAGAUGAGGUCUAUCAGUACAUUGUAUCAGCUUCAGAAGCAGCCCCUAUCAAAUUGAGCAGUCUUUAUGGAACAAACGGGGCAGAGCCACCGUUUACAAACUGCACCCCUGAUUUCACUGGAACACUGGAUUACAUUUUUUUCUCAGGUUGUCGUCUGAAACCAGUGAGCCUAUUAGAAGUUCCAGGCCGCGACUCGCCCGACAUCGUCGGAGGGUUGCCCAACUACCACCAUCCGAGCGAUCAUUUACCAAUUGGUGCUGAGUUUUUAGUCCUCCAUUCUUCAUGAUAUAUAUUUGCUUUUUUGUAUAACAGAAAUUUGAUGGUAGGAACCUGCGUUCCAUAUUUUGUAAUACAGAAAUUUGAUGACAGUUUGUUUCCUUCAGUGAGUUAAUUCACGGGUGUAUUAUUGUGAAAAACAAAGUUUGUGAAAAACAAAGUUUGGGCUCCGUUUACUUGA